Schistosoma bovis is the source of this 3102-nucleotide messenger RNA. Lineage: Eukaryota; Metazoa; Platyhelminthes; Trematoda; Strigeidida; Schistosomatidae. The record is from the annotation of a GenBank genome assembly.
AUGCCUAGAUUUGCCCAGCUGGUGAUAGGGCCAGCUGGUUGUGGGAAAUCAACUUAUUGCAGUACAAUGCAAGCUCAUUGUGAAACAUUGAGGAGGAAAGUUGAUGUGGUCAAUUUGGACCCUGCAGCGGAGUUUUUUGAAUAUACUCCACUAGCGGAUAUACGAGACCUUAUUCAUUUAGAUGAUGUAAUGGAAGACGAGGCUAUACGUUUAGGUCCAAACGGUGGACUUAUUUUCUGCUUAGAAUAUCUUCAACAAAAUUUGAACUGGUUGGAUACUGCACUUGGCGAUAUAGAUGGAGACUAUUUAUUAUUUGAUUGUCCUGGUCAAAUUGAAUUAUACUCACACCUACCGAUUAUGCCACGAAUAAUUGAAUAUAUGCAAAGAAAAUGGGAUUUUCGUUUUGUUACAAUAUUUAUUUUGGAUGCUAGAUUUCUCGUAGAUUCAUCACAUUUUCUAGCUGGUGUAUUGUCUGCUCUCUCUGCUAUGGUAUCCUUAUCAACUGCUCAUAUAAACGUAAUGUCUAAACUUGAUUUGUUAUCUGAACAAAAACAAAAAUAUGUCAUGGCUCGUUAUCUAAAUCCUGAUAUGGAUUACUUUUUUGAUCUAGAUCAAGUAUUUGAUGAAGAAGACGGUGGGGAACAUCACGAAAAGGAAGCCCCAUUUAAUAAACUUACUCAUGCACUAGCUGAUUUGAUUGAGCGUUACAGUGUAGUUCAUUUUGUCCCAUUAAACAGGGAUAAAGAAGAUACUAUAACAGACUUAUUAGUUCAAAUUGAUCAAUGUUUACAGUAUGAUGAAGAAGUUGAUCCUUCAAAUCGAGCGUUUGACGAUGCUGAACAAGAGUUAGUUAGAUUUCAAGUAUUCCUAAUCCUGACUGGUUCCCUUUCAUUAUGGUUACUUGAAAUAUUAUGCAAAUCAGUCAACUCAGGUUCUCAUACACAUUUGUUUUUGGAAACUCUUACCCAUGGAUUAACUGGUUCAAUGUUUUGGCUAUGUUGUUUGAUUAGUAUAAAUGGUAAACUAGAUUUAUAUACCACAGGUUACCGAAAAAAUAUAAUUAUGACUCUUGAGUCAUGUUUUUGGGCAGCAUUCGGUGCAAUACUACCGGAUAUUGAUCAUUUUAUAGCUUCAGGAAGUACAAGCAUUGAACUUGCACGUCAACUUCCUGGUAGACCAUUUUUACAUUGGGCUGGUUUAUAUCUACUUAUUUAUACUCUUUUAAUUAUUGGUUUAUUUUUCAUAUCUUAUCCUAUAUGUUUAAAAUUCAAUAGAUUUUUCACUAUAUUUUGGUGUUUCAUAUUUAUUCCAUUUAUAAGUCAUAUUAUACGUGAUGCAAAUAAACGUGGUUUAUGGUUAUGGCCUCCACCAGAUUUUUAUACAUUAAUGAAUCUAUCAAAUUUUACAUAUAAUAUAUUAUAUCCUAGUAACCAGGGAAUGAUUCAUUUCAUCAGAACACUUUUGUUGUAUUUAGUUGUUUUAAUGUUUAUCAUUUUAGUAUUCCGUCAAUAUGCCUAUUCUUUUCAUUGGGAUAUAUCCAAUUUUGCACCAAUAACAUCUUAUCUUAUUGGUAAAAUCAUAAAUGAGAACAUAGUCAUUCUUUACUACUUGCACUCACUCUAUUGGUUGAAUUCAAGGAGUUUGCCAUAUUGCUUAACGAAUCAAGCAUUAUCUUGUUUAAUCAUUAGUAUUCGUUCAAAUAAUGGGAGCUCUCAAAGAUGGAUUGCACGUCAACGUUCAGAUCCUUACGUAAAACGUGCUCAUCUUGAAAGUUAUAGAUGUCGUAGCGCAUUCAAAUUAUUACAAUUAAAUGAUAAAAUUUCCGGUGGAAUUUUUAAACCUGGUGAUAUUGUUGUUGAUUGUGGUGCUGCACCAGGAUCAUGGUGUCAAGUAGCUUCAUCUUUAACCAAUUGUAAUAAUAAUUUCAAAGCUUCAAAUAAUCAAAAUAAAGGUUUAGUAAUUGGUCUUGAUUUGUUAAACUUCGCACCAUUACCUGGUGUUAUUACAUAUUGUGGUGUUGAUUUAAAUAAUUGGUCUGAAUGUAUAAAUUUAAUUAAUCAAUCAAUUUCCAAUCAUUUUAACAAUAAUGAUAAUGGCCGUAAACCGUUACAAUCCGAGAGACAGAAAUCACUGCCGGGUGUUGAUAUUGUCCUCAGUGACAUAGCUCCAAAUGUGUCAGGAAUGCGUGAAAUCGAUAUACCAGCUAUGAUGACAUUAGCGUAUAAUAUUUUACGAGUAGCAAUCAGUGUUUCAAAAGAAGGGGCCAGUUUCGUGAUUAAAUUAUUUGAAAGUGCGGAAGCUGAAGAAUUUAAACAAACAGUUUCACAGUUUUAUACAUUAAAUUCAAAGUGUUCUUCAUUUACACGUUUUAUGAAACCGGAAGCUAGUCGAAAAGAGUCAUCAGAAAUCUAUUUAGUUGCUAGAGGUUUUCAACUUCCUCAAUGUAAACAGAACAGUUAAAUCCUACUUUCCAUCGUAUAUACAUAUUUACCAUUUUAGCAUUGUACAUUUGAAAUACAGUAAAUAAUUGCUUUUAUCUCAUAGAGCUUUAUCAUUGUAUAGAUCUAAAAAGAAUGUAAAUACCAAUAUUUGUCGAAUGAAACAAAUCCUUUCUAUUCUAAAGCUUUGCAUUAACCGUAAACAGAUUAAAAUUCCAUUGAGUAAGACCGUUUAUAAUAAACUAACGUUCGGCAGCCUUUAGUUAUUGGUGUUCAACUGGAUACCAAAAAUGGAACCAAGAAUUUACAUAGGACACAAAUACGUGAUUCAGUAUAUUUAAAAUAGACACAUUCAUGUGUCAAAGAAAUUAAUGAUAUAAAGUAGAGAAGAUGAGAGUAUAAUUAUCAAUAAUUACGAAUGAUUUACCUCCAUCUCAAUUCUGACAGCUGAACCCAAAAAAUUAUACUUAUCUUUCGGCCUAAUUCUAAUUGGCUCAAUGUGGACACCACUGGCUAAGACUUGGUUUCAUUUUCUAAAAAAUGACACGAUAUCGAUUAGAGAUUUGGCUUUGUUUUUUUAUGGGAAAAUUAUAUAUAAUUGUGAAUGAAUGUAUAUAUCUUUUCGGUUCAAUUGUCGUCAAUAAAUCCUUCUUUACAUUCAGAU